Messenger RNA from Cucurbita pepo subsp. pepo (vegetable marrow), 1151 nucleotides. RefSeq lists its product as uncharacterized. Lineage: Eukaryota; Viridiplantae; Streptophyta; Magnoliopsida; Cucurbitales; Cucurbitaceae. The record is from RefSeq and is a predicted model, not a curated record.
AACAUUUUGUAUUUGCCGUUAUUAAUUGCCAAUCAUCCCGUCAAAAAAUUUCAAUGUUUAGAGAAGAUAAAUUGAUUGACGAACAAACAAGAAGAGAAAAUAUUGAAAAGUACAAGUAAUUAAAGAGUGUACUGUAAAUGUUUCAGGAGUCUCUUUUCAGGGGCCCCUCUCUUCUCAGAACUAUUUUUGGACACCGUCCCUUCCUCCUCCUUUUUGGACUCUGCCAAAGCUCUCUCUCCCACCAUUUUCUCUCUCAUCCUUAUAAGAAUAUGAAAUUAAAAUUUAUGAAUCGGGAACUCUACCAUCUUCAGGCUUUUACUUCUAACUUCACUUUUGCAAUUCAACUUCUUUGCACUCAGUUUUCUUUUCUUCAUCUGAACAUGGGGCAAAACUCUAAUGGCUUGGAAUGGUUUAUGAAUGUCUUCAAGAAAAUGGAGGACAGAUGCUUGGAGAUGUGUGAUGUCUUGGAGAAGGAAGUCUUGAAAUAUGUAGAAGGCCAGCUAAAUUCGGUUGAUAUUAACGAAGAUCACUUCCAACAGCCACGUUUGGAUGUUGGAGAAGAUCAGUCUCCUGAGAAGGCGUAUUGUGCAAAUCAAAAUGCAUCUUCCUCGGUCGCUUUUGGGAAUGUUCCAGGGGAGCAUCUUGUCAAGACAGAAGAUGGAAAAACAAUUCAAGCAUCUAAAAAACAGAAUCAUCUCAUUAUUGAACCAAACCAUUUCUCAGCUAACCAAAAAGUAUGUGGAGCUCACGAGAUUGAAAACAAGAAUGCUAAAGCAAAUAUAUCAUGGCCAUCAAGGAAGCAGAGCCAAAAACCAAAUGCAAUUACCGAUGAAAUACUAAAGUGUUCUCCAUCCACCAUACAAAAUGAUGAAUUCCCCGACUGGGAGAUUGUUUAGAUCUAUGGAAUAAAUGGCAUCAGUAAGCUAAUUUUAGUAUUGCCUUCCUUCUACAAGCAGAGGAAGUGAACACAAGGCAACUAAAUUCAUGUGAUGCUCCCAAUAAUAAUCCCACAAGGAUUUAUCCUGUAAUGCUAUGCUAGUCAUUUUGUAGCUUUCAGUGUUUUUCAAUUUUCUCUGCCUACUAGUAAUCUCAAGAUUAUAGGGGAUGUAGUUUUCUUCUAUUAUCAAAAAGAAAAUAAUUAAAUUCUAUAA